Plenodomus lingam JN3 is the source of this 447-nucleotide messenger RNA. The record is from RefSeq and is a predicted model, not a curated record. NCBI's taxonomy places the organism in Eukaryota, Fungi, Ascomycota, Dothideomycetes, Pleosporales, Leptosphaeriaceae.
AUGGCAACAUGUGGUCGCGAAACAAAGAUUUUGCUUCAGGACGAAGCAGCUUUUAUUACUGCGGUCAUAGCCCACGCCCUUGGAUACGGUAACAACCCAGGGCCGUUGAGUGAAGGUCUGGCAUGGGAUCAUCAGUUUAUAGCCUGUGUGAGCUCAUCAUUUCCCGUCACUGAGGCUGUUCAACCGCGAAGCAUCUGUGUCCAUCGGUUCCCUCACCAUUUCUCUGGCUCCCCAUCAUUAGCGAUCAAGCUGUACAACGAAGUGAACGCUUGGCGACUAGGAAUCCGAAUGACGGCUGGUGGAUUCGCGUCGCACAAGCCGGCUAAAGGGAGCGUCGCAAUCAACUAUUUGGUGAUCCGGUUUCCUGUGGAAAGCGGGGAUCCGCUUAACUCCAUGUCCGCCUCUUGCACUUGUCAACUUUACUUCAUCUCGAGACCAGUGUGUUGA